AUGGUUACUUCUCCUCUGCUCUCCACAAGCCAACGGCUACUUCUCUUCCGCACCGAAAUAUGGCGCCUUCCCCGGCGCAGGCGACCGUUGGAUCGAGAUCUACACGAAGGCGCCUCCGCCUCUCCCACCACCUCUCCGCCUCCGCAAGACGGCGUCCAGUGGGCUGAGGCCGCCUCCUCGUCCGCCCUCCGCCAGUACCAUGCCCUCCCCAAGAAGGGCAAGCCACAGGGGCGCGCGUCCACCGUCCUCGCCGCCUUCCUACUCUCCUCCCCGGAGAACCCACUCAACCCCACUGUCCUCUCCCUCACCACCGGCACCAAAUGCCUCGGCGCAGCACGCCUCGGACCUCGCGGUGACCUUGUCCAUGACGCCCAUGCCGAGGUCAUCGCCCGCUGCGCGCUCCUCCGCCUCAUCUAUGCCGAGAUCGGUACGGACAACCCACCAAGUUGGCUGGUCGGCUCUGGCACUGAUGGGUGGUGGAGGCUUAAGGACGGGCAUCAGCUGCAUCUCUACAUCACCCAGAUCCCCUGUGGGGUCAUGCCAGUGCCGCCGUCACCCUUGGAGGUUCGAAGGGAACAACUGGAUACCAUGGUCAAUGGAUGCAAUGAUUUGUCGAACUGUCUGAAUUGGACCAUGUUGUUGUGGAUGGAAGAAGUGGCCGCUGACUUGCUGCUCCUGCUGGACUGA
Hordeum vulgare subsp. vulgare (domesticated barley) is the source of this 687-nucleotide messenger RNA. Its product is annotated as tRNA-specific adenosine deaminase TAD1-like. The coding region runs from base 1 to 687 and encodes 228 amino acids. Gene Ontology annotation, molecular function: tRNA-specific adenosine deaminase activity; double-stranded RNA adenosine deaminase activity; double-stranded RNA binding. The record is from RefSeq and is a predicted model, not a curated record. Gene Ontology annotation, biological process: RNA processing; adenosine to inosine editing. Lineage: Eukaryota; Viridiplantae; Streptophyta; Magnoliopsida; Poales; Poaceae. Gene Ontology annotation, cellular component: cytoplasm; nucleolus. The transcript has 3 exons.